AUGGGUGUCUAUCGCGUCGAGGAAUCUCCUAACAACCGCGCCGGUUGUCAAGUUAAAGAAUGCAAAGAUUCUGGCAGCAAGAUAAUGAAGGGCCAGUUCCGCUAUGCGACACAAGUAACUAUCAAAGAUCACGUCAGCUGGCAAUAUCGUCAUUGGGGAUGCGUUACUCCUAAGCAGAUUGAAAAUCUGAUCGAGACAUGCGGAGGUGAUACUGACAUGGUCGAUGGCUACGACGAGUUGCCCGCCGAAUUUCAAGAAAAGGUCGAUUUCGCGCUCAAGAACGGCCACAUUCCGGACGAGGACUGCACACGCGAUCCUGAGCUAAACCGUCCAGGUGUAAAGAAGCCUAGGGCAAAGAAGGCAAAGAAGGGCGCCGAAGAUAAUGACGACGAGGACGCUGCUUCCCCACCCAAGAAGAAGCGCGCAACCAAGGCCAAGAAGAGCGAGGUCAAGGACGAAGUCGAAGAUGAAGAGGAGGAGGAGGCCCCGGCACCAGCUCCCAAGAAGCGCGCCACCAAGGCCAAGAAGGUCAAAGCCGAGGAUCAGGACGAAGAAGAUGUUCCAGCUCCCGCCCCUGCCCCUAAGAAGCGCGGCCGACCUGCCAAGAAGGAAGUCGAGGAAGAAGACGGCGACGAAGAGGCCGCCCCUCCUGCAAAGAAGGCUCGAGCCAGCGGCCGUGCCAAGAAGGCUGCUCAGCAUACUGACGCUAGCGACAAGGAAGCUCCCAAGCCCAAGAAGGCUCGAGGCAAGAAGGCUGCAGUCGAGAACCUUGAUCCCGAGCCUGAGAUCGGUCUCGAUUCUGAGGCUGAAGUGCUUUCGGAUCACGCAAAGGAAGCUCCUGAGCCUAAGAAAGCUCCACAGAAGAGGGGCCGCAAGAAGGCCGCCGCCGCCGAGUAA
Molecule: messenger RNA, 897 nt
Organism: Alternaria arborescens
Lineage: Eukaryota; Fungi; Ascomycota; Dothideomycetes; Pleosporales; Pleosporaceae
Exons: 5
Coding region: 1-897 (298 amino acids)
Molecular function (GO): DNA binding; zinc ion binding
Source: RefSeq, a predicted model, not a curated record